AUGACGACAGCCAUAGUAGUGGCUAAGGAGUGGGCAGUGAAUGUUAUUGGAGAGAAGGUGUCUUCUCAAAAGAGACUACGAGUUCUGGAAGAUCAAACAAAUGCAGAGGUCUACGUUCGCACUGAUGCAGCAUGGAGAAGCGAAGAUAAAGCAGCAGGACUCGGAUGGACAAUUCAAGACACGAGGCAGGGAGCCUCCUUCAAAGGCUACCAGAAGCGAGUCAACUCGGCACUCCUUGCAGAGAGUCUCGCCUUGCGUGAAGCCCUUCUCAUGUGUAAGGAAAUGGAAGUGACUAACCUGAGAGUCGAAAGUGAUUCAUCUGUACUGAUCAAGGCAGCUAGAGGAACAGAACCUGUAGCAGAGCUCCAUGGAGUCAUAUCAGACAUCAGAUUACUAUCUUCUUCCUUUCAAUCUAUAUCUUUUGGUUGGAUCUCUAGAGAUCAAAAUGGUGUAGCCCAUAAACUGGCAAAAGAUGUUUUGUAUGUAGGUGAUACUUUUAUGGCACCCACCUAA
Molecule: messenger RNA, 513 nt
Organism: Brassica rapa (field mustard)
Lineage: Eukaryota; Viridiplantae; Streptophyta; Magnoliopsida; Brassicales; Brassicaceae
Molecular function (GO): RNA-DNA hybrid ribonuclease activity; nucleic acid binding
Source: RefSeq, a predicted model, not a curated record